This is a messenger RNA of Enterospora canceri, 342 nucleotides long. The record is from the annotation of a GenBank genome assembly. NCBI's taxonomy places the organism in Eukaryota, Fungi, Microsporidia, Enterocytozoonidae.
AUGAAAGAAGAAGGAGAUGGUGAUGGGAACAAAGUGAGGGAGAUGGUGAAGAAGAUUGAACAGGGAAUUGGGAAGAAGAGAGAGGAUGAAAAGAGGGUGGAGCCAGGCAGGAAGAGGGUGAGUGACCUAUCAAGGAUGCUUUCUAGGCAUAUUACGGCAUCUCACAUCUUGAAUGCCAAAUACGCAGAACAGAAGAUCGAAAUAAAGCUGGAACUAAAGAGAAUGGAGGAGAAGGAGGAGACGUACAUGGAAGAAAGGUCGAUUAAAGUUGCAGAAGAAAUGAAGUGCUCUAGUGAGAGUGACAACGAGACGUAUGACCUGGAUGAGUACGACAGCUCCUAG